AUGUCGGUAAUUUUGUGUGCGGGAGCCGCCAUUUUUGAGGUGUUGCUGGCCAUCUUUGUCGUGCUCACCUAUCUGGGAAUCUAUUUAUGUCUGAAACGAGUGGCGACACCCCAUAAGAUGACCAUGAAGGAGCGCUACCAGCUGCACUCAUCCGACCUUUUCUACGCCUGGGAAGACCCGAUGCGAUGUCUGGGUCUAUAUGGCCGUUCUCACUUCUUUCUGAUCCUUGUCACCUUAUUCCUCCAGAUCAACAGCUACCUAUCAUCAUCGGACUUCUUCCUCGACCAGCUCCAUCGCGUUGGUCCCGACCUGCCACUUCACUAUCGGAAGAUUGUAACCGUCGCCACACCUCUACUAUUCUGGAUGUUCUACAUAGGCCGUACGUUUUGCUGCUUUUCGAUGCUCGGCAUGCCCGUACUUAUUGGAGGUCAGAUCCACGCCCUGAAGACUCAGCCAAGAAUGCAGAAGCGACGCUCGUCCCUCAGUGAAGUCGCCGAGCAGCACUUUGAUAAGAACACAAUCAUUCUGGCGGUCAAUCUGAUUAUCCUGAUGGUGUUGAUGGGUCUUCUCUAUAUGGUGGCUACUUCUGCAAUGGCUGCUCGCGGUCGGGACGAGAUG
Mesorhabditis spiculigera is the source of this 618-nucleotide messenger RNA. NCBI's taxonomy places the organism in Eukaryota, Metazoa, Nematoda, Chromadorea, Rhabditida, Rhabditidae. The record is from the annotation of a GenBank genome assembly.